Molecule: messenger RNA, 1448 nt
Organism: Eurytemora carolleeae
Lineage: Eukaryota; Metazoa; Arthropoda; Copepoda; Calanoida; Temoridae
Gene: Gpdh1
Product: glycerol-3-phosphate dehydrogenase [NAD(+)], cytoplasmic
Exons: 13
Coding region: 23-1231 (402 amino acids)
Biological process (GO): glycerol-3-phosphate catabolic process; carbohydrate metabolic process
Cellular component (GO): cytosol; glycerol-3-phosphate dehydrogenase (FAD) complex
Molecular function (GO): protein homodimerization activity; NAD binding; glycerol-3-phosphate dehydrogenase [NAD(P)+] activity
Source: RefSeq, a predicted model, not a curated record
CUCAGCUGAUAUAAACUCCUCAAUGUGGCCGGUAUUGAUGUUUAGUUCGUUAAAAAUACCUGUGUUAAAUAAAGCAGUGAAAUUUUGUCAGUUUUUAAAUACACCGGGUAUUAAAAUCUACAACAUUCCUGUAUUAAGAAAAGGAGUUAAGCAGUUAGCAACAAGCUUUCAUUCAAGCAUGACACCAAAAAAGGUUUGUAUUGUUGGAUCUGGAAACUGGGGUUCAGCUAUUGCUCGUCUUGUUGGUUACAAUGCUGCUCGUCUUCCAGAUAGAUUCAACCCUACAGUCAACAUGUGGGUCUUUGAGGAGAAGGUUAAUGGAAGAAACUUAACUGAGAUAAUCAACACAGAUCAUGAGAAUGUGAAGUAUCUGCCUGGACGGAAACUGCCUGAAAAUGUCGUAGCUGUCCCUGAUAUAUCUGAUGCUGCUCUUGAUGCUGAUCUUCUUAUUUUUGUUCUUCCUCAUCAGUUCAUAAAACGGUCCUGUGCCCCCCUAUGUGGUAAACUCAAACCAGAUGCUAAAGGAAUAUCAUUAGUCAAGGGGUUUGCUACUCCUCCUGGUGGUGGAGUCAAGCUUAUCAGUGAAGUAAUUCAGUCAGAGCUCAACCUUCCCAUAUCCGUCCUAAUGGGAGCCAACCUGGCCAACGAGGUCGCAGAUGAGAAGUUUUGUGAAACUACUAUAGGAGCUACAGAACCAGGGGUAGGAGAGGAUUUUAAACUUCUCUUUCAGACUUCUAACUUCAGAGUGACUGUUGUGUCUGAUGCCUCUACAGUGGAGAUCUGUGGAGCAUUAAAGAAUAUAGUUGCUUGUGCUGCAGGAUACUGUGAUGGAUUACAGAUGGGAGAUAAUACUAAAGCAGCUGCUAUCAGGUUAGGAUUAAAGGAGAUGAUCUGGUAUGGAGAAAGAUUCUAUCCCGGUGGUAAACUCUCUACCUACCUGGAGUCCUGUGGUAUAGCUGAUCUAAUAACUACAUGCUAUGGUGGAAGGAACAGGAGGGUUUCAGAGGCGUUUGUGAGAACCCGUAAACCAUUGGUUGAGCUUGAAGCUGAAAUGCUUAAUGGACAAAAACUACAGGGACCUGAGACAGCAGCUGAGGUUAAUAUUCUGCUAACACGUGAAGGUUUAGAGGAUAAGUUUCCUCUCUUUACUAUGGUUCACAGGAUAUGUACUGGAGAACAAACACCGGAGCAACUCAUCAACUGCCUUAGAUCUCACCCAGCCAAUCUGUAGUACUGUACAGUGUACUGUACUGUACACCUAUUAUCAGUUUUGCUUGUACAGUUGUACAAUCAAACACAGCACUGCAAUUUAACAAUCAUACAAUGUGUAUUUAUUUUUAAUAUACAUUAAUCUCGCAAAUUAUACAAACUUUUGAGCACAAAUAACUUGGAAAUACAUAAUAAUUGUUUCAAUAUUUCAGUUUAUAAAUAAAUCCAGUCCAUAUAUA